Geodia barretti is the source of this 1034-nucleotide messenger RNA. NCBI's taxonomy places the organism in Eukaryota, Metazoa, Porifera, Demospongiae, Tetractinellida, Geodiidae. The record is from the annotation of a GenBank genome assembly.
UGUAGCCACGCCCUUGCUCCCCCCAGCAUUAGCGGUUGUUUACUCAUGUGAGCCACGCCCCUCACUUCAGAACCACACCCUGCUUCAGGUGUUAGCUAGGUUAUGGAGGAUCGAGCCCGCCGCGUCCUUCGGGCCAAUUUGGCCAAGAUAAAGGAGUCAAAGUUUGAUCCUGUCUGGUUAGCAGAGGAGCUGUUUGUGGUCGCAAUCGUUGGAGAGGAGGAAAGAGUAGCUGCUAAGGAUGAAACGGUUUCCAAACAGCACCGACGGGACGAGCUGCUGGACUUGGUUAUGGGGAACGGAGGGGAGAGCGUGUUCCAGACCUUCGUGAAUAUAUUAUCCAGCAAACGGCACAUGCAUUGGCUUGCUAUGGAUCUAAAAGAUGAGUUCCUGAGGCAAGGAGGAGUGUGGAUGAAGGAAGAGCCACUCAGGAUAUCUGAUGAUAUACCAGAAACACAUAUGACAGUUGGACAUGGGGUGUCACGAACAAAGGUUGAUCUAAAGAAUCCAACGACACCAGGAUGUGCAUGCACACCGAGGGUUACAGUACUUGGUUUGUCUGUCUGUCUGUCUGUCUCUCUGUCGAUGCUUAUUCUGGCACUACAGGCUACGAGGCGGCCUAUUAGUGUUACCAUCGGCUUCAGAACUACGCAAGCCUGAAAAGUAAGACAGCGAUUUUCCUGAAACAACUGCGUUCGAGAGAUAUGCCGUGAAAACAAGCGAAAAAGCCAAUAUGCAUAUAUAAUCCCACUGGGCUUCUCGCUCUUGGAGGCUCAAGAAGUCACAACUUAGGGCGUGUGUCGACUCCCGCAUGUUAUCUACUUGUGUAGCUAGCUCGUGUAAGACUCUCCGCCAGCUACUAGUGUGGAGACCACGAGAGUACACGCAUGCUCUUGGCCCCACCCAUCAAUUAGCGGUACUACGCAUGCGCAUUACGCUGAGGGUUUGCACUUUAGUGCUUUUCAUUGAGAUUGGACUUAAACUCACGACAUUGUUUUUAGGCAGAGCACUGAGGAGCUCAGCCCGUAUGCAAUGCA